Molecule: messenger RNA, 1192 nt
Organism: Artibeus jamaicensis (Jamaican fruit-eating bat)
Lineage: Eukaryota; Metazoa; Chordata; Mammalia; Chiroptera; Phyllostomidae
Product: carcinoembryonic antigen-related cell adhesion molecule 1-like
Exons: 4
Coding region: 160-966 (268 amino acids)
Biological process (GO): regulation of immune system process; signal transduction
Cellular component (GO): cell surface; plasma membrane
Molecular function (GO): protein tyrosine kinase binding
Source: RefSeq, a predicted model, not a curated record
UCAGAGAGGGAGGGACAGAGCAGACAGCAGAGUUCAUGGAGGCCCCCUCAGCCCUUGCCCACAGAUGACUCAGCUUGUGGAAGGAGCUCCUUCUGGCUGUCUCACUGUUAACCUUCAGGAAUUCUCCCACCACUGCCCAACUCACCGUUGCCUCAAUCAAUGCUACAGAAGGGAAGGAUGUGCUUCUCCUUGUCCUCAAUCUUCCUCAAUCUUCCUGAGCCUUAUAGGCUAUGCCUGGUACAGAGGGAAAAGUGUGGACAGCAGCCGUGGAAUUGCAUCAUAUGUAAUAGAGACUCAAAAAUUUACCCCCAGGCCUGCACACAGUGGUCGAGAGACUAUAUACCUCAAUGGUUCCUUCUGUUCCAGAAGGUCACCCUGCAGGACACAGUAUACUACACCGUACAAGCCAUAAGCAAAGAUUUGCAGAUAGAAGAAGGAACUGGACAGCUCUAUGGCCCAGACGCCCCCUCCAUUUUUCCCUCGGACUCCCAUUACCCACAAGGAGCAAACCUCAGCCUCUCCUGUCAUGCAGCCUCUAACCCACCUGCACAGUAUUCUUGGCUUAUCAAUGGGAGACCCCAGCAAGCCACACAGGAGCUCUUUGUUGCCAACAUCACUGUGAGUGAUAAUGAAUCCUAUACCUGCCUCGCCCAUAACCCUGUCACUAGCCUCAGUAGGACCACAGUCAGGACUAUCACAGUGUCUGCCAGGAACACCGCCACCACAGAACAGAAGGACACCAUGGUGCUGACCUGCCUCACAAAUGACACCAGAAUCUCCAUCUGGUGGUUGUUCAGGGACCAGAGACUCCUGCUCACAGAAAGGACAAAGCUGUCCCGGGACAACAGCACCCUGAUCAUACAGCCUGUCAGGAGGGAGGAUGCUGGGAGCUAUCAGUGUGGGGUCUCCAGCCCCAUAAGCACCAGCAAAAGUGACCCCCUCAGGCUGGAUGUGCAAAGUAAGUGACCCUCGACCUCUCCCACCUGCUCCUCCAUACAUCUCACAGGCAGGGGAAUGAGGUGGAUUCAAGCCUUGAGGAAUGGGGAGCCCAGUGAGAGUCUGCAGAGCAACAGGGGAAGCCCCAGAAUGACACUAGUCUCGUCCGAGUCUCAGUUCCAUGUGCACAAGCUGGCUGACCUCAAGCUGCUGCUCACCCAACUGAACCUCGAUUUUCUCACUGUAAACUGGAAUA